CUCUUUCAAAGUAGCCGUCCCAACGUCGAUGGUCGUAGGCCACUUCCGGCGUAGCCAUGGCGGCCAACGCUACUACCAACCCGUCGCAGUUGCUGCCGCUAGAGCUUGUGGACAAAUGUAUAGGAUCAAGAAUUCAUAUUGUUAUGAAGAGCGAUAAGGAAAUUGUUGGUACUCUUCUAGGAUUUGAUGACUUUGUCAAUAUGGUACUGGAAGAUGUCACUGAAUUUGAAAUCACACCAGAAGGAAGAAGAAUUACUAAAUUAGAUCAGAUUUUGCUAAAUGGAAAUAAUAUAACAAUGCUAGUUCCUGGAGGAGAAGGACCUGAAGUAUGAAUGGGUUUCCUUGAUUUAUGCUAGAUUCUGUUUUGUCUUAAAACGACAAAAAAAUAGAAUUUUUUUUUUUACUUUUUAAUAUUUACAUGCUAUAAAGCAGUUUCCCGUUAAAGGGAAAUACUUUGAAGACAUAUACCCAUUUUGUAAGUUAAUCAUGAUUAUCUUGGAAAAAGAAGAAAAGAAUUUCUUCUUUGAAGACUAAAAUAAAGAUGUUUUUUGUUAA
Messenger RNA from Lemur catta (Ring-tailed lemur), 555 nucleotides. RefSeq names its product LSM5 homolog, U6 small nuclear RNA and mRNA degradation associated (gene LSM5). The transcript is spliced from 5 exons. Lineage: Eukaryota; Metazoa; Chordata; Mammalia; Primates; Lemuridae. The coding region runs from base 57 to 332 and encodes 91 amino acids. The record is from RefSeq and is a predicted model, not a curated record. Gene Ontology annotation, biological process: mRNA splicing, via spliceosome. Gene Ontology annotation, molecular function: RNA binding. Gene Ontology annotation, cellular component: Lsm1-7-Pat1 complex; U6 snRNP; U4/U6 x U5 tri-snRNP complex.